Messenger RNA from Bufo gargarizans (Asiatic toad), 884 nucleotides. RefSeq names its product chromosome 10 C16orf78 homolog (gene C10H16orf78). Lineage: Eukaryota; Metazoa; Chordata; Amphibia; Anura; Bufonidae. The coding region runs from base 22 to 807 and encodes 261 amino acids. The record is from RefSeq and is a predicted model, not a curated record. The transcript has 4 exons.
CUCAGUCACUGUCUAGAAUCCAUGAGGUCACAUAACGACAAUGUUCUGAAGCAAGAAGAGAUGAAGCUUAAAAGAAACCUUGCAAAACUAACAGAUCUGUCAAAUGUUUCAAAGUCCGGACUUUACAGAACUAUUUAUAAGAAACCAAGCAGUUUUGUUCUUGUUGAAAACCAACAAAAAGAUACAAGGCAGGACAUGGUGAAAGCUCCAGAUGUACCACCUGCUGCAUUGUCUUCUAAUCUCCUGCCCAAAAUGCAAAGCCUUCUUCAUCAACCUGUUUGGCGUUUAAGCAGCGCAGAUAAGAGGAAUACUCACAAUUGUGCAGCUUUCAAUGGUGUGGAUGUCACUGUGAACACUCCAAGACCUCCUUCAAGUCUAAGAAAAACCAUCUUGCUCAAGAGUUUAGAUCUACAUAAUAGAGAAAGUACUUUGAGAUGGUUAGGGCAGGAACUUAGCCAUAUGUCCUCGCCAGAACUUGAUGUCCUGCUUCCACCACAACAUAAAUUAUCUGGAUAUAAGUUUCAAUAUAACUCUGCGUCUACUGAUUCAACAUUGGAGAGGAGACUAGGAGAUCAAUUUUUCAAAGCUUGGAAAGACAAGUGUAAAAGAUCCUUAAGUUCUUAUAUACCACCGGACGAUGUGUUAAGAUGCAGAUACCUUCGACUGUCAGAAAACAACAUCGCUUCAUUGUUACAGAAGUGCAAAGAGUCAGGGAUUCAUGUUGACAUCCACCCACAUAUGAAGGAGUCGGACAUUGACAUUAGUACUGUAAUGUCAUCUGAAAGCAGUAAUACAGUGUCCUUGUAGUCAAUGCCCUUGACACCCGUCCUUUUCUGUGCAGGAACACGAUAUAAACUCAUAAUAACAGGGGACCAAUAAGUUAA